Messenger RNA from Bombus impatiens (common eastern bumble bee), 2939 nucleotides. It is a transcript of the gene dsx-c73A, whose product is annotated as mucin-5AC. Bases 1194 to 2594 code for a protein of 466 amino acids. The transcript is spliced from 6 exons. The record is from RefSeq and is a predicted model, not a curated record. NCBI's taxonomy places the organism in Eukaryota, Metazoa, Arthropoda, Insecta, Hymenoptera, Apidae.
GUCGAUGGAGGAGCAAAGGAAGGUAGAGGAUUGGCGGAGAUGCAGCUUAGAAUUCCACGCAUAGUCGAGGGGUCUCUGGUUGGUUGGUAAGUGGGACUAGCCGGGACUCAUAGGCAGCGUGUCUCCUACGAGGCUCACAGUCUUAUUCGGAACUCUGAAACGCGUCCAAGCGCGGUGUUCUCUUGCUUGUCCGAACAAGUUCCCUUCGCACGUUCGCACGUUCUUUCUCCCCCGAAAUUCGGUGAAAUUAAUUCGAAUAACGCAUUCGAUCAUGCGUAAAAAUUUCAGCAACGCCGUCGUUUGAUUCUGUCUGGACUCUACCGAGGGAUAGAGAGAGAGAGAGAGAGAGAGAGAGAGAGAGAGAGAGAGAGAGAGAGAGAGAAAGAAAGAGAGAGAGACUCAUAGGAUCGAAAGGGAGAAGUGACGAACGAGAGCGUGAAUGGGCACAGAAAAGAGAGGCCGUGAGAAAGAGAGAGUGUGUCUAUGAGAGUGUAUUAUGCGAGAAAGGGAUACAGAAAAGUGGAGAACGAAGCAAUAAAGAGAGAAAGAGUGAGAGAGAGAGAGAGAGAGAGAGAGAGACAUAGAAUGGCAACCGCACCAAGGAGAGACCAAAUUCGCUUAACGAAAGCUAAUUACUUACUUGCUUUUUAUUUAUUUUAAUUAUUAAAUAUUGAUUGAUUGAUCGAUUAAUUAAUUAUUGUAUUUAUUGGCGCGGAAGACUGAGAGACGGUGGGAUUCGCGGAAAGAGAGAGAGAGAGAGAAAGAAAGAGAGAGAGAGAAAGAGAGAGAGAGAGAGAGAGAAAAAGAGAGAGAGAGGGAGAGAGAAAGAGAGAGAGAGGGGGAGACACGUUGCGUCGAAUCGAAGGAGAAUCGAUCGAGAUCCACUCUUUCACCAGGAUCCGGUAUAACGUUUGUAUCGCGGAUAUUUUCGAAUAUUUCUCAGGAAGAAAGAUCGUGGCUGUUCUAACGCUGUUAUAACGGAUCAAGCUGCGAAGAAUCGAAAUCGUCAAGACUAGAUCGAGGUUGGGCUGGGGGUCGGGGUCGAGGUCGAGACCCAGAUCAACAUCAAGAUCUUGGUCGAAAUCGAGGUCGUGCUUGGAUGUGGAGGGAGAUAGCAGAAGAAAAUCACGAAAGAGAAUCGCUUUCUUUGAUUUUUCUAUCUAUUCGAUCGAUAUCGGAGACACCGAAACGAAAUGAAGCCGAUCCAAGGUGCGAUAUGGUUGCUUGCAUUGGCGGUUGGAUGUAUAGCUUUACCGGCGCAAUUGCAAGCAAAUUCGAAGAAUGCGGGCAAGACGAAGCAAAGCAAGACGACGUCGUUGCAUUCGAGGGAGGGCGGAUCUAACGAUUCGGCAAUUAUGCCGAACGGUAGUAGGAACAUCGAUGAGAACAGCAUCGACGUUAACAACGAUACCAAGAUUACCGGUAACAACGACGUGGACAGCGUUACUCUAUCGAAACCCCUUCCUCUCGGAAUUUCAGCUACUAUCGAGAGCAACGCGGUGCUCGCAUCGUCCUUACCGUCAUCGCCAUCAACCGCGUCCGUAUCGACAUCGACAUCGACAUCGACAUCCGCUUGGACGGAUCAUCCUCUCGCGGCAAUGACAGAGUCGUCCCCAACGAGCGGUUCUUCGUCGUCGCCAAUUAGCAAAACAGAAUUUAGUUCAGCAACGACGAGCAACCGCGGAACGACCAUGACCACGAGAAUCGCGUUAAAUACCAGCGCUUCUAAUACCAGUUUGAGCGUGUUUCCUACAGAAGCUUCUUCGAGAACCAUCGCUACCAAUCGAGAUACGGCUACCUUGCUAUCUUCCUCGAAAAAGUCCACCACGAACUCGAACGAAUUCGUUACUACUCCUGCUACGGCUUGGUCGAAGGAGACGCGAGAAUCACCCGGAAAAAUUCGCCCUCAAAUUAAGCUGACGACAAACUACACCAGUCUGACCGAGACAGGAGUACGACUACCGGAGGGUGCGAGCGCAGCUCUCGCAAAACCAACCAAGUAUCAUUACUAUCCGCAUAAUCAGCACAUCUACUUGUUACCAGAAUGCGCUGUUCAGCAGGUUUGCAACGCAGUUUACGUUAGACUCAACUUUACCCAGCCUCUGUGCGCUUGUCCAGGAAGAUACCGCGACCCUUGCAGCGCCUCUCUCGACAGCGACGAUCUCCACACUACGGAGCUGGUCACCGACCCUCGAACCAAGGCCCUAACGUUGGUGAAAACGUGCGAACCAGUGGCGGAAAUGCGCGAAUGUAGAAUACCGAGGGACUGGUCUCUUCUCGCGCUACAAAACGUGCGAACGGGAAAGUCUCAUUACCUCGUGAUAUGUCGUUGUCCCGAUGCCAACAUAUUGGAGGGUCCUAUGAGUCACGAUCAACCAACAUACGCCAGUGUACCAGGGAUUCGGGUUUACGGUAUGAUGUGCGUGCAAGGAAAUCGGAAAGGUCGACAACUGCGGUAUACUCGCGCUCUUUCAGAUCGUCACCAACGAGAAAUGACCCAAGAUUCUCACAAUGACAGAGAAAACACGAACGAACGAUUAAACUUUCCAUGGUACAAGGUACAACAACUUAUGGAUAUAGCUGUUUGGGACUAGAUUCGUUGAUCGAACAAACAACUUUCGACGAUACGAUCAGUGACACUAUGCUUAGCGGCGUAUCCUUCUAUUUAUUCGUUAUAAGCGUCUCUCUCUUUCUCUCUCUCUCUCUCUCUCUCUCUGCUUCGCUUCGCCCUCAAUUUAUUUAUCGAUUCGUCCGUUUCUUACGUUUAUUUAUAUAUAUCAUACGUAUCUAGAUGUAUAUGUAUAUCUAUCCCUACCGAGGCACGUUUAUAACAUCGAGUCCGACACUUUGAAACAACGACAACGCGUGUAAUUGUAUUCUUUCGUAGAUUUGUCUGUUAUAAUUUGGACUACACGACGUGAUUCUACAUAACGAUCGAA